AUGCCGGGCACUCGUGAUGUUGAGUUGCCAAAGGAAUGGUUUGAGGAGGUGUUCGGAGUGCCUGAGGGUAAAUACAAAGAGAUGCGGGACGAUUUCGAAGCAGCAGCAGGUUUGCUGAUCUGCAAAAGCACCGGCAAGAUGUUCCAGGCAGGGACCCUGCGAACUCCGACCUUGUCCGAGCUGAAAACGCAAUUGGACAAUGCCAGACAGGAUGGUGAUGGUGGCUACUACAAUGCUGGUGUGCUUAGAUUUACCAACCUGACCAGCGACACGCUGAGCCUAUACCAAGAUCCCCAAAAUGCCGGGGCUGUUUUCCAGGUGUGCUCACUAUUCAAUUGCUUGGAAACUGUUGAUGGCUAUCAUCCCGAGGAUGGCAUCACUCACUACUCCUCCAAGGCCACGCAAGGGGCGAUUUCGUCCAUUGCCUGUCCCGCAGCGGCGUUUUUUAGGAAUUACUUUGUCCACACUACUGGUCAGGGCGCAGGUGGCAGACCCGUUGACUUGCUAGAAGAGCUGGCAAAUGUGGUGCAGAACAACAAGAAAGGCUACUGGACCAUGAAGCAUGGACACUGCCUCCCUUGGGUUGAUGGAAGCAUUGCAAGGCUGAGCCAUAUACUUGCAAACGACCACGAGCUAGAAGCAGAAGCACGACAAGCAGUGCAGGUUGGAGUGCACUGGGAGACCGAGGUGUGGCAGUGUUCACACCAGGUUUGCCAGGUUCUUUGUGGUGCUCUACCAGUUGGAUACCUGAAAGCGGUAAAAGCCAACGAAUGGGCGACAUUUGCUCGAGUCGUGUUGCAGGCUGCCUACGAAGCCACUUUGACCAUCGCCUCAUGCUUGGCUGCGAAGAAGGGGACACGAAUCAAGGUUUUCCUCACAGCAGUUGGGGCUGGAUCUUUGAGCAAUCGCGUGGCCUGGAUUGCAGGCGCUUUGGAGACAGCUUUGGAGAAUUUUGCCCAGGAGCCCUUGGAUGUGGUGCUCGUCCACUAUUCCGCGCCGCUUCCUGACUUUGCGCGGUUAGAGGAAGGCAGAAGGGCUCUGACGCCACCAAUGAGGCCCAUGAGCCCAUCGGUGCAGGACAUUAGUAUUAGCCAGAAUCUGCGAGAUUAUGGCAUAGACGAGCAACCUGAGGACGACUUAAAGGCAGUGAUGAGGGCAGCCUUCUCAAUGCAUGAUCAGAAUGGUGAUGGUGUGUUGGAUCGGGCGGAGUUUUUCAACAUGCUGCACAAGGUAGACAGCGAGUUCUUCACGCAGCAUGUUGUAGACGUGCUCUUGCAGGAGGCCGAUGCCGAUCAAGAUGGUCGGAUAUACUACCACGAGUUUGUCCGGUGGAUUUGCCAGGAAGAUGAAGAGAUCGUCAAGCGAGUCUUACAAUAA
Cladocopium goreaui is the source of this 1377-nucleotide messenger RNA. Lineage: Eukaryota; Dinophyceae; Suessiales; Symbiodiniaceae. The record is from the annotation of a GenBank genome assembly.